CCUUCACAAGCCUCCCCACCGAACAUCCUCCAAACACAACGUCUCCGACAGUAACAAUGCCGCAAUCCGCCCUCCUCCUCGGCUCCGGCUUCGUUGCCACGCCCACCGUCGAAUUGCUCGCCAACUCUGGCGUCCACGUCACUGUCGCCUCCCGCACCCUGGCCACGGCCCAGAAGCUCGCCGGCAGCUUCCCCAACGCCAAGGGCAUCAGCCUCGACGUCAACAACACCUCUGCUCUGGAGGACGCUGUCUCUCAGCACGAUGUCACCAUCUCUCUGAUCCCCUACACCUACCAUGCUGCUGUGAUCAAGGCCGCCAUCAAGGCGAAGAAGAAUGUCGUCACGACGUCGUACGUGUCGCCCGCAAUGGAGGAGCUGGAUGCGGAGUGCAAGGCUGCUGGCAUUACAGUCAUGAACGAGAUCGGACUUGACCCUGGUAUCGACCACCUCUACGCCGUCGACGUCAUUGAUCGCGUUCACAAGGAAGGAGGCUCUAUCAAGUCUUUCCGAAGCUUCUGUGGUGGCUUGCCCGCACCCGAGAACUCGGACAACCCUCUGGGAUACAAGUUCAGCUGGAGCAGCCGUGGAGUUCUUUUGGCGCUGAAGAACAACGCCAAGUACAUUGAGAAUGGCAAGGUGAUGGAUGUGAGUGGCGUGGAUCUCAUGGGAACCGCCAAGACCUACCACACCGGCUUCCUGGGCUUCAACUUCGUCGCCUACGGAAACCGAGACAGCACCGGCUACCUCGAGCGAUACAACAUCCCCGAGGCGGAGACCGUUGUUCGUGGCACCCUCCGUUACGCUGGCUUCCCGGAGUUUGUCAAGGUUCUCGUUGACAUUGGCUUCCUCCUUGUCGAGGAGCAGGACUUCCUGAAGGAGCCCAUCGCCUGGAAGGAGGCCACCCAGAAGAUCCUCGGCGCUAGCUCAUCAAGUGAGGAGGAUCUCCUUGCGGCAGUUUCGUCCAAGACAACUUUCAAGAGCGACGAUGAGAAGACCCAAUUGGUGUCAGGUCUCAAGUGGCUCGGUAUCUUCUCGGACUCCAAGAUUACCCCCAGGGGUAACCCCUUGGAUACGCUCUGUGCUACUCUUGAGCAAAAGAUGGCUUACGAGGAGGGUGAGCGUGACUUGGUGUUCCUCCAACAUCACUUCGAGGUUGUGAACAAGGACGGUAGCAAGGACACCAUCACUUCUACCCUCUGCGAGUACGGCGCUCCCAUUGGAUCUGGUGGUUACACAGCCAUGGCGAAGCUCGUGGGCGUCCCUUGUGGAGUAGCUGUCAAGCAAGUCCUCGAUGGCACCAUCUCAGAGAAGGGUAUCCUCGCGCCAGUGAACGCCGCCCUCAACAAGUCCUUGAUGAAGGAGCUGAAGGAUAACCACGGAAUCGAGUGUAUCGAGAAGACCUUGUAAUCCUAGGGGACGGGGAUAGCCGGCCGCCUGCUGAAUUGGCUGCCGGAUUGACGCUGACUGCUGCUGGCAUGUUCGCAUUAUGAGAUACUUGACGGACUGUUUCUUAGUAUCGGACAAUACUAGAAGAAAUCACGCGAGUUGGGAACCCCUUGCAAAAGAUCGUAAGGCUCUCGAGGAUGUUCAAAAACAUUGGAAAGAUUUCUUCCAACAUGGAUUGGCUUCCUGGAGGUGCAGCCGUAGACUUGAGCUCAUGGGCACUACCACUCGGCUUUGCGGAUUUGGACUUUAUAGAGAGUGCGGGUUGUAGCUUUUGUACAACGAAAAAAACAAGGAGUUUUGCUUCAACAUUGCCAAAUACAAAACUUGCUACAGGGUAAGUACAUAAUGACUCGAUUUGAGAGACGAAGACACG
Molecule: messenger RNA, 1818 nt
Organism: Ilyonectria robusta
Lineage: Eukaryota; Fungi; Ascomycota; Sordariomycetes; Hypocreales; Nectriaceae
Product: saccharopine dehydrogenase
Exons: 10
Coding region: 57-1406 (449 amino acids)
Cellular component (GO): cytoplasm
Molecular function (GO): saccharopine dehydrogenase activity
Source: RefSeq, a predicted model, not a curated record